GACGGGCAUGUGUUCUGGGAUAGUCAGUUUAUAUUGGGAGUGGAGCGGGCAAUGUGUCCUGCGUUGGUCCUGUGCUACACUUUGCCAGUUGAGCGUUGGUCCUGUGCUACACCUCACCACCUGAGCGCUUGGUCCUCCACUACACCUCACCACCUGAGCGCUGGACCUCCACUACACCUCACCACCUGAGUGUUGGUCCUCCACAACACCUCACCACCUGAGUGUUGGUCCUCCACUACACCUCGCCACCUGAGCGCUGGACCUCCACUACACCUCACCACCUGAGCGCUGGACCUCGGGUAUUCAGCAGUUGAGAAAGCGAAUACACAGUAAUGAAGUUGGCGCCGUUGUGUGUGUUGGUGGCGGCUAUGGCAGGGGUCGCCGCGGGGGAGUUGGCGCCCCCUGAGAGAACCUACAAGAUCCUCAUGCUCCUCCCCGUCUCUACCAAGAGCCACAGGAACGUCUUCAUGCCCAUCGCCGAGGCUCUGGCCGACCGUGGACACGAGAUUGUGAUGUUGACCAACCACCCGAAGUCAUCAAAACAUCCCAACAUCCACGAGGUCACACACGGACUCCGUUACUUCAGUGAGAUGAGUGUAAACAUGUUUGAUUAUGUUAAUGACCGGACAGGAUGCUUCCAGAUGUUUGAGGGCAUCCUUCCAGACAUUGCCAGGGAACUGUACAAAGUUCCUGUGGUGAAGGACCUUUAUGAAAGAAGGAAGGAGUUUGAUCUCAUCAUGGUGGAUCAUGAGUUCAAUGAGGUGGCGUACCCGUUCGUGCACGAGGCUGCCUUCGUCAUGGUCACUACGCCAGCGCUGGACUACCGCCAGAGCGCCGUCCUGGGCAACGUCCUCAGCCCAGCCUAUGUUCCCAACCACAUGAUGGAUUACCCACAUCCCUACUCCUUCUGGCACCGCUUCCACAACAUGAUGAUUCAAAUUGGAAUUGCGAUUUAUUGGAGGAAUUGGGCCAUCGUGCCACCAAUACAGAAAGAGAUCUCUGCGCAGUUCCCGGAUCUUCCGCCGCUGUUGGACCUGGAGAGGAAUAUGAGUCUGGCGCUGAUCAACACCCACUUUAGCAUCAGCAUGCCACUGCCCCUCCUGCCAUCAGAGGUGGAGGUGGGCGGCAUGCACUGUCGACCCGCCAGCCCUCUGCCCCAGGAGCUGGAGUCGUGGAUCACUGAGGCAGGAGCUGCUGGUGUCAUCUACUUCAGUUUGGGCUCCUUUACGCAAAGCACCGACAUGCCACUCCAGUACCGCGAUCUCCUCGUCCAGGCCUUCCGCAGGCUGCCACAGCGCGUCCUCUGGAAAUACGAGGGGACGCUGGAGGACCUCCCUGACAACGUGUUGCUCAGCAAGUGGCUCCCCCAGCAGGAUAUUCUUGGCCACGACAACGUGAAGGUGUUCAUCACCCACUGUGGUCUCUUGGGCCUGCAGGAGGCCAUCUACCACGCCACGCCACUCCUCGCCCUCCCCAUCUUCUCCGAGCAGCCCAGGAACGCUAUGGUUGUGAAGAGAUCUGGACUGGGACACUUACUGCAGUGGGAGGAGCUCACUGUGGACUUGGUGGUCGACGCUCUCACCGAUAUUAUUAACAACCCGAAGUAUAAAGAAAAUGCAAUGAGGAUGUCAGCGGGGAUGAGGGACCAGCCGACGUCGCCCAGGGACCGGGCGGUGUUCUGGACGGAGUACGUCAUCCGCCACCGUGGGGCGCCCCAGCUGAGGUCCCCGGCGGCACAGCUCUCCUGGGUGGAGUUCCUCAUGCUCGACGUCCUGCUCCUCCUCCACCUGGCUCUCUUCCUUCUCGUCUUCAUCCUACGUCGCAUCUUCAGGGUCAUCGCUGCUAAAGCACUUGGUAGUGGCAUUAACAAAAUGAAGAAGGAAUAGGAAUGUUUUAAUCUAUUGGAAUCUAUCAUUACUGUAGGACCGAGAUCGUCACAGCCCGCUUUCACCCGAGGGGCCGGCGGUUACUCAUAUGUCAGUGAGUACAUGUAUAUAUUAGGGUCCCGGUAGUAUAGUCGGGUUCGUUGUCGACUCACAAUGAAAAAUUCCAGAUUUCAAUUCAGAAAAUGGUUGGGCGCCUUUACUAUCACCUAAUACGCCUAUUCACCUAGCAACAAAUAGGUACCCAGGGGUUAAUGUGCUUGUUGUGAGGUUGCAUCCUGGGUGGGGUUAGUAACUCUACCAUGAGAGGGACCUCGAUAUAAGCAUUACAUGUAUAAAUUCACUGGCUGCCUGUCUCCCGACACAACGAAUAAUUAUUAAAUUAUCGAGGAGGCCGAGGUGAAUUACCGGGCGUACUUGUGUGUGUGUGUGGGGUACAGAGUGUGUGGGGUACAGAGUGUGUGGGGUACAGUGUGUGUGGGGUACAGAGUGUGUGGGGUAGACUGCUGAAGAACAGUGUCGUCUGGCGUGAGA
Procambarus clarkii (red swamp crayfish) is the source of this 2417-nucleotide messenger RNA. RefSeq names its product UDP-glycosyltransferase UGT5. Gene Ontology annotation, molecular function: UDP-glycosyltransferase activity. The record is from RefSeq and is a predicted model, not a curated record. NCBI's taxonomy places the organism in Eukaryota, Metazoa, Arthropoda, Malacostraca, Decapoda, Cambaridae.